AUGUCAAAGAAUCCCCAGUGGGAUUACGGUCCAGAGUUGAUGGAGCCAGAUGUGUUCUACGAAAAACCAGAGUUAUUCACCCCAACCAACAAAGAGCUGAAGGUCAUUACCGUUGUUGGCGAUCAGGAGUUCAGACACUGUCUGAUGUCUAAUCCCUGUCUAAUGCAGGUGGCCGCCACCAACCCAUUUUUCAAUAAUCAAGUCUUCAGUCUCAAACUCAUCGAAAAGGCCUACACAUCUAAGGCCAACACCAAGCGCGCCUCUUGA
Messenger RNA from Puccinia graminis f. sp. tritici CRL 75-36-700-3, 267 nucleotides. RefSeq lists its product as uncharacterized. The transcript has 3 exons. The record is from RefSeq and is a predicted model, not a curated record. The coding region runs from base 1 to 267 and encodes 88 amino acids. Lineage: Eukaryota; Fungi; Basidiomycota; Pucciniomycetes; Pucciniales; Pucciniaceae.